UGUGCGGAAAGCCUAAAUUCUGGUUAAAAAAACUGUAUUAUAUUGAUAUACAUGUAUUUAUAAAUUAUCAAUACCAAAAACUAAAUGAAUUAAGAUAAUCAUGUAGUUCCAUACAGUGGAAUGAGUUUUGGAAUGUAUUUAUAGUGAAAGUUCAAGAUAUAAUAAUAAUAAAUUGGGAUAUAUUAAAAAGUAUUUCAUGUUCUGGAAAGAUAAAAGCAAUACAUGGGUAAUAUGAAUUGAAUAGACAACUGGUAUGGAAAUGCAGUAUUCUGCUAUGACAUUUGAUGAAGGCGAAAAGUAAAUAAACGUACAACAAGAAAAAAUUUAAGGUGAAAUAGUAAGACUUGGCUUGAAAAGGAAACUUGAAAUAAAUUAUAUAUUUAUUAAUACAAAAGUAAAAGAGCCAAUAUCUGAAUUAAGCCGCAUCCAAAAAGUAGGAAAAAAUUCAUCUGUAAUGUAAUAAAUGUAUGUUCCUACCAGCAUAUAUGUGUAUGGAAUUGCUUCAAAUUAAACUUCUAACAGGUUCAUAAUAAUACAACAAUGAUGGAUUAAAGUUAAACUAACAAAAAAUUAGCUAAGCAAUUAUUGGCGAAAAUUUAAUACAGAAAAUUUAAGGCAAGUUGUGUAGUGUGCAAAUUCGAAUGCGAUGGAAGUUUUGAAGAUGUACUCUUUUAUCUGGAGAACGAUAAUUGUUUUUAGUAGUGUAAUAAACAUAUUUGUAUUAACACAGCAAACACAACAGCAAGUUUGUCCGCAAGGUAAUGAAAUAGCACCAUGUGUGUGCACUGUAAAAAAAAAUGGAUUAGAUAUACUAUGCGAAGCUACAGAUUUGCAACAUAUUAGUAGUGCUAUGAGUGUUUUGAAAGGCCGAAGCCCAAUAAUAUUUUAUUUAAAACUUCGUCAUAAUAAUCUCCCAAAAUUACAAGGUUUCGUGUUUUUAGCACUCGAUAUAAGACAUUUAACUAUUCAUAACAGCAGUUUAGCAGCAAUAGAAGAAACAGCUCUAAGUUCAUUAGGAAAAGGGCUUACACAGCUUGACAUUUCUCAAAAUCAACUGAGUAAAGUUCCAACAAUUGCCAUUAAACACUUAUACCAGUUGUUAAUAUUAAAUUUAAAUCAUAAUAAAAUAGGUCAAAUUCAUAAAAAAGCUUUUGAAGGACUUGAAUCAUUAGAAAUUUUAACUCUAUAUGAAAACAAAAUCAAUUUGAUAGAGGAUGAAGCAUUUCGAGGAUUAGAGAAAAAGCUGAAGAGACUGAAUAUCGGCGGAAAUGAUUUAACAUCAAUUCCCAGAAAUGCUUUAUGUAUUUUAGAAACAUUAAAAAAGCUGGAAAUACAGGAAAAUAAAAUUACAGAAAUUUCAUCUGGAGAUUUUGAGGGUUUAAAGCAUUUGGAUUCAUUGAUAUUGGCACAUAAUCGUUUAUCUAGGAUUCCAUCAAAAGUGUUUAAUCACUUGAGUCAAUUGAAUUCUUUAGAAUUAGAAGGAAAUCAAAUUGUAUAUAUUGAUCCAGAAGCAUUUUUUGGUUUGGAAGAAAAUUUGCAAUACCUUCGUCUGGGUGAUAAUAAUAUUCAUGCAAUCCCAAGUGAAGCUCUUAGACCGUUACAUCGCCUUCGUCAUCUUGAUCUUCGUGCUAAUAAUAUUACUUCAAUAAGUGAGGAUGCAUUUAGUGGUUAUGGAGAUUCUUUGACAUUUUUAAAUUUACAAAAAAAUGAAAUAAAAGUGUUGCCUGGUUUGAUUUUUGAAAAUUUGAAUUCUUUGGAAUCUCUGAACCUUCAAAAUAACAAAUUGGAUCGAAUUCCUGAAGAUAUUGUGGAACCCUUGUUAGAUACGUUAAAAAUAGUUGAUAUUACUGAUAAUCCCCUAAUAUGCUCUUGUGAUUUAACUUGGUUCAGACAAUUAUUAGAAGAUCUUAAAGAUCGUGAUGACGAGAUGCAACAAAAAAAGAAACCAAUGUGUACGAUGGUUAAUGAAGGCCGCGAAUAUUAUGUACAAAUGAUGCCAGAAGAAAGAAUGGAUUGUUUCGGUAAAAAUUUAGGACGUGCAGCUUUCAGUAAAGGAAAUAUGCAAAUUACGCAAAUUUAUAUUUUUUAUAAGCAACCAAUUUUUCUAUACCCAGCUUAUUUAGUUUUUAGAAAUAUUUUAAAUUUUUAUGGAAGAAUUUAAAAAUUUUUAUAAAUUUUUUUCAAAUUUUCUCGCUUUUUUUAUAUAAGAAAUUUAAAUAAAAAAAAUAUUUAAAUGUUGUGUACUUUUUCAAAAAAAUACGAAAAAAUAGCUUGAAAAAUAGUACAUUUUUGUAGAAAAUUAUAAGUAAAGUUUAGAAUUUAAGGACAAUCUAAAUUAAUAUUAAGUAUUAUACCUGAUACCAAAAAUAAUAGCAAAAAAUAAGCUUAAUGUUCCUGCGGGGUAGAAGCUUGUUUAUUGUGCAAAAGAAAUUUUUAUUAAUUUUAGUUUUGUAUUUAAAAAAAAAAAUGUUUGAAGUCAGAUUUUUUUAAAAAUUUUGGAAAUAUUAUGUAGUUUUUUUUACUCUUAGAAUGAAAUAUGAGGUAUUGUGCCGGUUUCACAAUCUCUGCAAUUGAUAAUAUUGGUGAUAAUUUUGUUGAAAAUACUCGAAUGUUAGCCUUUAAAUUAUAUUACGCCAAAAUUAAAACUCUUCUAUGUUUUUAUAUGCUGCAGUUAAAAUAAUUCUUUAUUUCUUAUUUUUACAUACCUAUGUAUAAAACAGCAUUUUAAAUUUAAAGCUGGUUUGCCCUUUUAUAUUAAAAUCGAAAAUAAAACCGGAAUAUUUUAGAAAAUUUUCAUUUGCUCGCAUUAGAAUAAAGUUACAUAGUUUUUUUAAUAAUUACGAGUAUAUUAGAAAUAACCAUUGCAAAGCAACUCAUUUUAGAACUUAAGGAACAGCUUCAAAUAUUUUAUGAAAUAAUCUUUUUUUUUAAUUUAAAAUAAAAGCUAAUAAUAAAGAGUGAGGAUUUGAUAACAUUAGAAUAUUUUAAGAAAAAAUUUUUUCUUUACUAGUUAUUAAAUACUUUUAGUUGAUUAUUUUAUGAAAUUAAUGUAAUAUUUGUUGUACAUCUCACCAUUUUAGUAGAAAUUAUUUUAUGUCAAUUAAAAUUUGUAUUUAAUAAUGUAUAAACUGAAAUUUUUGUUGUAGAUUUAACUGCAGUCUGAAACGCUAAUGCUGUUUAUAAAAUCUAUAAUGAAAAUUUCAAAAUUCACACAAAAGUAUUUAAACAGAACCAUUAUAUUUAAAAAUUUUUGAUAUCAACAUACUCAAUUUAGAAAACUUAUAAAAUCUAGAUGCAUAUGUACCAUCAUUCCAGUCCUUUUAACUUGUAUGUAUUAGAAUUUUUGUUAAGAUAUUUUAAUUUUUAAAGAUGUACAUGCAUUUAUACAUUUAACAAACGUACAUUCAAAGGUAUAUUAUAAGAUGUGAACUUUAUGUUUAUACUUAUGUUGUUUCUUAAAUUUAUUUAAUGUUACUAAAUUAAGUUUUAAUUAAUGUGUUAACUAUUAAGAUACAAACUAUUUAGUAUCAAUUGUAAUUUUUUAGUAUUUUGUGAUUGGGAAAAUUUUCUCCACAUGAAUUAGAUUUAUAAUAAUGAUAAAAAAGAAAAACAAAAUCAAGUAUUUAUUAUGUAAUAUCAAUCAAAAUCGAAUUGAAAAAAAAUACAUACAUAUCAAUUUUAAAACAUAUCAUGCAACAAUUUUUUAGAAACAAAAAAUUAUAUU
Molecule: messenger RNA, 3724 nt
Organism: Condylostylus longicornis
Lineage: Eukaryota; Metazoa; Arthropoda; Insecta; Diptera; Dolichopodidae
Product: leucine-rich repeat-containing protein 15
Exons: 9
Coding region: 647-2161 (504 amino acids)
Molecular function (GO): protein binding
Source: RefSeq, a predicted model, not a curated record